Messenger RNA from Synchiropus splendidus (mandarinfish), 408 nucleotides. Its product is annotated as beta-galactoside-binding lectin-like. The record is from RefSeq and is a predicted model, not a curated record. The transcript has 4 exons. Gene Ontology annotation, molecular function: galactoside binding; laminin binding; carbohydrate binding. Lineage: Eukaryota; Metazoa; Chordata; Actinopteri; Syngnathiformes; Callionymidae. The coding region runs from base 1 to 408 and encodes 135 amino acids.
AUGAUACAGACGCAGAAGGAACUGAAGAUCAACCACAUGCCCUUCAAGGUCGGACAGACCUUGGCUGUGACAGGAGUACCAAACGCUAAUGCUACUGAUAGGUUUUCAGUGAACAUCGGCCCCAAUGAUCAAGAUAUCGCUCUCCACGUUAACCCCCGCUUUCAAAGCAAGACUGUGGUGUGCAACACGCGCGAGGGGGCCAACUGGGGGCAGGAAAUCAUCGGAAAAGGGCUGCCUUUCCAGCAGGGGGUGGAGUUCACUAUCACCAUCGCUUUUAACUGUGGGGAGUUUGUGAUCACCCUGCCAGAUAGCUCCAUGAUCCAUGUCCCCAAUCGCCUGGGUGCAUACGAGUACAUUCACUUCUUUUCCGACGGUGAGGUUCGCAUUUCGAGCCUACAGAUUAAAUAA